CCGGAUUGCACACAGGAAAGAGACUGCAGGUACAACCGACAAGCAAUAGGGUUGAUUAUCAAACUUUUAGUGGAAGAUACCAGGAAUUUGUCCACAUCUGCUCUUCUCAAGAUGAAGCCUAGGGCAACAAAUCCACAGGCUGUGGUGGCACCCAUUGCCACAACUACCAUGAUGCCAGUUGACACUGGAGAUAACUCAACAGAGGCUGGAGGCCUUGGAGAAGGGAAAAAUAAUGUCUUUCAGAAGCUGAAAGAGAAAUUUAUGAAUGAACUGCAUAAAAUUCCAUUGCCUCCUUGGGCUUUGAUUGCCAUAGUUAUUGUCAGUGGCCUGCUUCUUCUCACCUGCUGCCUCUGCAUCUGCAAGAAAUGCUGCUGUAAAAAGAAGAAAAACAAGAAGGAGAAAGGCAAGGGGAAAAAGAAUGACAUCAACAUGAAAGAUGUGAAAAACUCUGGUGGAAAUCAGACCAAACAGGAUGAUGAUGAUGCAGAAACUGGUUUAACUGAAGGUGAAGACAAAGAUGAGGAGCUAAAAGAGGAAGAAAAACUUGGGAAAUUGCAAUUUUCAUUGGACUAUGACUUCCAGAAUAACCAGCUAACAGUGGGAAUUCUUCAGGCAGCUGAACUUCCCGCAUUGGACAUGGGUGGCACAUCUGAUCCUUAUGUUAAAGUCUUCCUGCUUCCAGACAAGAAGAAGAAAUAUGAGACGAAAGUUCAGAAAAAGACCCUGAACCCUGUCUUCAAUGAGUACUUUACAUUCAAGGUUCCUUAUCAAGAGCUGGGAGGGAAGACCCUAGUGAUGGCCGUUUAUGACUUUGAUCGAUUUUCCAAACAUGACUGCAUUGGUCAAGUGUUGGUACUAAUGACAAAGGUGGACCUUGGUCAACAACUUGAAGAAUGGAGAGAUCUUGAGAGUGCUGAGAAAGAGGAGCCAGAGAAACUGGGAGACAUUUGCACCUCUUUGCGCUAUGUUCCAACGGCCGGGAAACUCACUGUCUGCAUCCUGGAAGCAAAGAACCUGAAGAAAAUGGAUGUGGGAGGACUCUCAGAUCCUUACGUAAAGAUACACCUGCUGCAGAAUGGAAAACGACUGAAGAAGAAGAAAACCACAGUUAAGAAAAACACACUGAACCCUUACUACAAUGAAUCAUUCAGCUUUGAAAUUCCAUUCGAACAAAUACAGAAAGUCCAGGUUUGUGUCACAGUCUUAGACUACGACAAGAUUGGCAAGAACGAUGCCAUUGGCAAGAUUUUUGUUGGCAGCAACGCCACUGGAACAGAGCUUCGACACUGGUCAGACAUGCUGGCAAAUCCCAGGCGGCCUAUUGCACAGUGGCACUCUCUAAAACCAGAGGAAGAGGUCGAUUUAGCUCUUGGCCUCAAGAAGUGAAAUCAUUCCCACCAUCAUACAAACUUCUCAUUGAUCAGAUGCUAUCAAUACCUCAGUUAUGCGCCAUUCUCCAUUAACCCUUUGGGGGAUACUGUAGCAUCUUUGCACCAUGACAAAUAUAUAUGCAAAUUUGAUGUGUUUUGUAUUUUUUUCUCAUUUUUACAAUUACUGUUACAAAAAGAAUUACAAAAUUUCUGUUUUGUACUUUAGAACCUUAAUGCUCAAACCUUAUAA
Molecule: messenger RNA, 1620 nt
Organism: Rhincodon typus (whale shark)
Lineage: Eukaryota; Metazoa; Chordata; Chondrichthyes; Orectolobiformes; Rhincodontidae
Product: synaptotagmin-B
Exons: 9
Coding region: 112-1386 (424 amino acids)
Biological process (GO): synaptic vesicle endocytosis; regulation of dopamine secretion; regulation of calcium ion-dependent exocytosis
Cellular component (GO): dense core granule; axon; synaptic vesicle membrane
Molecular function (GO): calcium-dependent phospholipid binding; calcium ion binding; clathrin binding
Source: RefSeq, a predicted model, not a curated record